CGGCCUUGUGCGUCGCCGUUUCUGCUCCGGGCGGCCGCCAUGUCGUACGAGCUGCACUUGCGGCUGCCGGACGAGGCGCGCUCGCUGCCGCCCACGCCGCUCCUCAACCUGGGCUCGGUCUGGAUGGGCGUCCACCGACAGCUCCUGUACACUACCGUGGGCUUUUAUGUCGGCCACUACAUGGCCAGGCGAGCGGCCUACUUCUAUGCGAAAAGGGACCUAGACAUUGCAGAGUACAUCCGGACUCAUCCAGAGGAUUUCAAGGACAAGAAAAAAAGAAAAAUGGCCGAGGUGCUGGAGGACUUCCAUCCCAUUCGCUGAAGCCUUGGCAGACUCCCACAGUGACUCGGUCUCCAGCACCCCUUUCUAAGUUAUCCCGCCCCCCCGCCGCCUGUGGAUUUGCAUAGAUUGUAUAUCUCCGUAGAGGCAAAGUACCUGAUCGAAACGUGUACCUGAUUGAAAUGCAAAGACCACCAUUGGGUCAAUAAAAUGACAAACAGAAGUA
Gekko japonicus is the source of this 505-nucleotide messenger RNA. RefSeq names its product NADH dehydrogenase [ubiquinone] 1 subunit C2-like. Lineage: Eukaryota; Metazoa; Chordata; Lepidosauria; Squamata; Gekkonidae. Gene Ontology annotation, cellular component: mitochondrial inner membrane. The transcript has 3 exons. The record is from RefSeq and is a predicted model, not a curated record. Bases 40 to 321 code for a protein of 93 amino acids. Gene Ontology annotation, biological process: mitochondrial electron transport, NADH to ubiquinone.